AUGCGCGCGGGGCGCCGCUCUGGCCGCACGGCCCGGCCUCGGAUGGCGGGGCGCGCGACAGGAACUUUCUCUUCGUGGGAGUCAUGACCGCCCAGAAAUACCUGCAGACCCGCGCCGUGGCCGCCUACAGAACAUGGUCCAAGACAAUUCCUGGGAAAGUCGAAUUCUUCUCUAGUGAGGGUUCAGACACCUCGAUCCCAAUUCCGAUAGUGCCACUACGGGGCGUGGAUGACUCCUACCCACCCCAGAAGAAGUCUUUCAUGAUGCUCAAGUACAUGCACGACCACUACCUGGACACGUAUGAAUGGUUUAUGAGAGCAGAUGAUGACGUGUAUAUCAAAGGAGACCGUCUGGAGAAUUUUCUGAGGAGUUUGAAUAGCAGUGAGCCCCUGUUUCUCGGGCAGACAGGCCUGGGCACCACGGAAGAGAUGGGGAAACUGGCCCUGGAACCCGGUGAGAACUUCUGCAUGGGGGGGCCCGGUGUGAUCAUGAGCCGGGAGGUUCUCCGGAGAAUGGUGCCGCACAUUGGAAAGUGUCUCCGGGAGAUGUACACGACCCACGAGGACGUGGAGGUGGGAAGAUGUGUCCGGAGGUUUGCCGGGGUGCAGUGUGUCUGGUCUUACGAGAUGCAGCAGCUGUUUUAUGAGAAUUACGAACAGAACAAAAAGGGGUACAUUAGAGAUCUCCAUAACAGCAAAAUCCACCGAGCCAUCACCCUGCACCCCAACAAAAACCCCCCCUACCAGUACCGGCUGCACAGUUACAUGCUCAGUCGCAAGAUAGCCGAGCUUCGCCACCGCACCAUCCAGCUCCACCGAGAGAUCGUCCUGAUGGGCAGGUACAGCAACACCGAGAUCCACAAAGAGGACCUCCAGCUGGGAAUCCCGCCUUCCUUCAUGAGGUUUCAGCCGCGCCAGCGGGAGGAGAUCCUGGAAUGGGAGUUUCUGACGGGCAAGUACCUGUACUCUGCCGCUGAGGGCCAGCCGCCUCGGAGGGGGAUGGACUCCGCUCAGAGGGAGGCCCUGGACGACAUUGUCAUGCAGGUCAUGGAGAUGAUCAAUGCCAACGCCAAGACCAGGGGGCGUAUCAUCGACUUCAAGGAGAUACAGUAUGGCUACCGCCGGGUGAACCCCAUGUACGGGGCCGAGUACAUCCUGGACCUGCUGCUUCUGUACAAAAAGCACAAAGGGAAGAAAAUGACGGUCCCGCACGACCACUACCUGGACACGUAUGAAUGGUUUAUGAGAGCAGAUGAUGACGUGUAUAUCAAAGGAGACCGUCUGGAGAAUUUUCUGAGGAGUUUGAAUAGCAGUGAGCCCCUGUUUCUCGGGCAGACAGGCCUGGGCACCACGGAAGAGAUGGGGAAACUGGCCCUGGAACCCGGUGAGAACUUCUGCAUGGGGGGGGCCGGUGUGAUCAUGAGCCGGGAGGUUCUCCGGAGAAUGGCGCACAUUGGAAAGUGUCUCCGGGAGAUGCACACGAUCCACGAGGACGUGGAGGUGGGAAGAUGUGUCCGGAGGUUUGCCGGGGUGCAGUGUGUCUGGUCUUACGAGAUGCAGCAGCUGUUUUAUGAGAAUUACGAACAGAACAAAAAGGGGUACAUUAGAGAUCUCCAUAACAGCAAAAUCCACCGAGCCAUCACCCUGCACCCCAACAACCCCCCCUACCAGUACCGGCUGCACAGUUACAUGCUCAGUCGCAAGAUAGCAGAGCUUCGCCACCGCACCAUCCAGCUCCACCGAGAGAGCGUCCUGUUGGGCAGGUACAGCAACACCGAGAUCCACAAAGAGGACCUCCAGCUGGGAAUCCCGCCUUCCUUCAUGAGGUUUCAGCCGCGCCAGCGGGAGGAGAUCCUGGAAUGGGAGUUUCUGACGGGCAAGUACCUGUACUCUGCCGCUGAGGGCCAGCCGCCUCGGAGGGGGAUGGACUCCGCUCAGAGGGAGGCUCUGGACAUUGUCAUGCAGGUCAUGGAGAUGAUCAAUGCCAACGCCAAGACCAGGGGGCGCAUCAUCGACUUCAAGGAGAUACAGUACGGCUACCGCCGGGUGAACCCCAUGUACGGGGCCGAGUACAUCCUGGACCUGCUGCUUCUGUACAAAAAGCACAAAGGGAAGAAAAUGACGGUCUCGGUGCGGCGGCACGCGUAUUUACAGCAGACCUUCAGCAAGAUCCAGUUCGUGGAGCACGAGGAACUGGACGCGACGGAACUGGCCAACAAAAUCAACCAGGAAUCCGGAUCCUUGUCCUUUCUCUCCAAUUCCCUGAAGAAACUUGUUCCCUUUCAGCUCCCCGGGUCAAAGAACGAGCACAAAGCCCUCGAGUGCAUCUGGACCUCUUCCCAGCAGUGCCCUGGCACGCUGUCCCCGGUCUUGCUGCUAGCGCACGGUCCCCCAUCUGUGGGUUCCUCCCAGUGGAAUGUCCAGCUGGCCUGGCACGGCAUUGGCUUUGACCCCGUGGCCCAUCCCUACUCAUGA
Suricata suricatta (meerkat) is the source of this 2474-nucleotide messenger RNA. It is a transcript of the gene CHSY1, whose product is annotated as chondroitin sulfate synthase 1. Gene Ontology annotation, molecular function: glucuronosyl-N-acetylgalactosaminyl-proteoglycan 4-beta-N-acetylgalactosaminyltransferase activity. Gene Ontology annotation, cellular component: Golgi cisterna membrane. Lineage: Eukaryota; Metazoa; Chordata; Mammalia; Carnivora; Herpestidae. The record is from RefSeq and is a predicted model, not a curated record.